This is a messenger RNA of Fonsecaea multimorphosa CBS 102226, 4848 nucleotides long. RefSeq lists its product as uncharacterized. The record is from RefSeq and is a predicted model, not a curated record. The coding region runs from base 1 to 4848 and encodes 1615 amino acids. The transcript has 2 exons. Lineage: Eukaryota; Fungi; Ascomycota; Eurotiomycetes; Chaetothyriales; Herpotrichiellaceae.
AUGGCUGCUCCUCAGACUGACGAAGAGCUGCUGAAGGAUGAGUUCGAAGCAUGUCUCACGCUGAAAGAAACUGGUUGUGAUUCGUCGAAGGGGGCGUGGUUUGCCGAUUGCUCUGUGUCUCUGGGGGCAGUGUUCUUAACCAGUAUUCAUGAUAUCAGCAUCGUUGACGGCCUUCAGGAUGGUGAAAUGCUUGACAUACAAUGGUUCUUGGAGUUCUACGCUGUCAAAGACCCAUAUCAGGCUGGACGAGCGACGAAGGCGAGGGCAGCACUGCGAAGAUGUGAAAUUUCUUUGCUGUCCUCUCUUAGACCAGCGUUUGAGGCUCUAUCGAAAGCGGCACCGGCUGAGAAUACUAAACUGAGGGUCACUCUUACGAUUAGAGCUUCUGGAGACGAUUCGACCUUUCAUUCGCUCCUCUGGGAGACCUUGGAGAGACAAGAACAGUAUCAGUCUCACCAUCUUUGCAUCAGUGUCGUGCGAUAUGUUGAAAGCAAUCCGGAUCCGCCUUCAAUACAAUUUGCACCCGCCAGAAAUAUCCUGCUCCUUACUGCUAGGCCCGACCAAAUGAUGGAUCAGAAGUAUAACUUGAUCACAAAGCCAAUAAGCCACCUCUUAUGGACGACACCAAACACCUCUACUCGGCAAAUAUUGCAUUUUGCACGACCUGGCACCUUCAAUGAACUACAACGGAGACUGGAGGGGGAGGGUAAAGGAUAUUUCUCGCUCGUUCACCUCGAUGUACACGGUGUCGUCAAGAAUGGAAGACCUUACGUUCUACUUGCAAGUGCUGACAUACAUCGCAAGAGUAAGCGUGUGAGUCCCAUUGACUUAGCGGCACUACUUAUAGAACACGGCGUACGGACUCUCUUCCUUAACGCAUGCAGCUCCGCGUUCUCUCGUGGCACUGUCCUCCAGAAUUUUGCCUACCAAGUCGCCUCAGCAGGCAUCCCCGCGGUACUAGCAAUGUCAUUUGCCGUUCUCUCAGACUCAGCAACAAAGGUCAUGGAAGAGAUCUACUCGCACUUUAUUGUAUCUAACGAGUCCUUGCUCGAGUCCGUCCGAAAGUCCAGACACACCCUCAGAGCCACUUCUCUGCGUAAAACUAACAUCCACAAAAAAGAAGUGGAGGUUGACGAUUUUCUUAAUCCAGUGCUGUAUCAAUCCACCACUAACAGGGUGUAUUUCCCACGGCAAAGCGAGUGCGCGAUUGCACAGGCCGAGACCGAAGAAGUGUUACCCAUCAACUCUGCAGCCCAUGCAGGCACCUUCGUCAACAAAAAUUACUGCUGGCCAUCGGAGAGAGAUGCAGAACAGUUGGCUAUGGAACAAGCACUGUCAGUGUCCCGAACUGUACUAUUGCAAGGGCCGUCCGGUAUUGGAAAGACCGCAAUGGCAGGAUGGUUUGCUGCUUGGUGGACCUACACGAAAUUUGUCGAAGGCUGCUAUUAUUUCGAUUGCCUCCGGAGACCGGAUAUGUUAUGGCCGGAUGGCAAACUAUGGGCAGGCAUAGCAGCCCUGAGGCAUGCAGACUACUCAGGAGAUCCUGGACAAUUCCUUUCGCGCAAGCUACUGAUUGUAAUCGAUAAUUUCGAGAUUGGACUCGAUGAGUUUGGCACAGUCGGUGAGUCAUUCGCUCCCUUUGUUGAGUCAUUUCGAUCGAGAGGCUCGAACUGCUUUCUACUACUCCUUUCUAGGAGUCCGCCGCUGUUUGCAACGAGGCUUCCCUAUCAUACUUUACGUCGUGAGUUUCUUCCUGCUCUGGGAGAGGAAGCGAGCCGAGAUUUACUCCUAGGUGUCAAUGCUCAGAAAGAUGAUGAAGACGGGACUCAAGAACCAGAGGCUAGUGACGCCAAUGUUGCGACUCCUGGCUCUGAAGAGCCUAAUGAUUCCGGAAACAAUACCGCGUUCGAACCUGGCUCUCACGUCGCUGCCGGUAGUGGACGCUCCUCUCAAUCUGGUGAUGUUGUCGAUCAAUCUCUGACCACCGUCGGAGUGUACAAGGCUGGGUCCGCAGUCAGCGUCACAGAAGGCCCCGAAACAUUCCCUCGCUCUUCACUAGGAGUGCAAAUGCGCGCAAUGAUGGAUUUCCUGAAUUGGAAUCCUUUUCUACUGAUCACUGUUGGGCAUCCACUGCUCAUGCGCAACUGGCCGGUGUGUUGGGUGGAAGCCCUCAGGACCGGUCUGCCUGCUCCAGCCUCUGAAGCCCUACAACGCAUUUUGCAGCAAGUCCCUUCAAUUCUCGAAGACGCAACCUCGAGGCUUCAUUGGAUCGGCGACGAUCUCUAUCUACUGGCUCCAAUUAUUUCAGGAUCCAUGUUGUCAGUCUUCGGAUUCUUUCAGCUAUUCCAUAAAGAGCAUCCACUGGCUACUAUCAUGCUCCUCAGCCUCUCAUUAUUUCGUAAACGGGUGCCCCGUAGGGCGUGGAAAAUGUGGUUCCAGUUUUUGCAUUCCACUGGAUUGUCGGCCAUGUACCAGCAGAACCCUUUUGUCAAACCAUUGCAUCCCAAAACCUUCGAUAAUUACGACUACGAGGAGAUUAUGAUCGUCAAUCCGGAGUGGAUUGUGUCGUUUGGAGAAUGCGCCAGAAUGCUGGCCGUCACAGGACUUGGCGAAAUCGUCGAUCAAGAGGACGAUGAGCUGGAGCCACCAGAGAUUCUACGACUGGCAGACAUCCUCCCAUUCAUACUUCGAGCAAAGCUGCAUCAGGAGGAGAAAACAUUCCACCGAAAUUUGAUGACGAAAGUACAGGAGGCCUUUGUCCUUUUUUACGAAUGCCGACUACGGGCAUUCGCCAGAGAAUCGAAGGAUACGUUUCUCACAGAAAUAGAUCAAGACUUCGACAACAUCGUCACAGCGGCAUACACUUACGUCCUUCAUCCCCAUUAUGGUCUUGCCGAGAGUGCCAUCCUUGACGGUCUAAUUAUGGCUAAACCACAGGGGCACGAUUCCAUGAUCCAGCAGAAAACUCUCUUCCAUUGCCUGAAAGCACUUUUGGAAGUUGCAGUGUCGUACUGUGCAAGGAGGCAACUCCAUGAGAGUCCAUCACAGACACUCAGGACAGGCACAGGGUAUUUGAUUGACAAAGACGGCACUCCAGAGACCAUGAUAUUCUAUUGGUCCUGGUAUUGCAUGCGCAUGAUGAUCCGUAUAUUUGAUGAAGGAGAUCUUCACCGCGAUGAGAUCAAAUACGCUACCGAUGCUGUCUGUCAAGCACUCAACGAGUUCAGCAAUGUUCUCCCCCAAGCCGCGUUCCUACCCAUCUUCUCGUAUUGCAUCAAAUGCCUACAGACGGUCUUUCAAGAUCCCGUCGACCUGGAGACAUUGAAUGCCCUCCUGAAAGUUGAGGCCCCCUCGCUGACAGAUAACCGGAUUCUAUCGUGCUAUCGAAGGGGCAAGAUACAAGUGAUCGAACAGUACUACAAGCGGUUAGUACGUAUGUCGAGCAACAAGAAGAUGUACAUGUCAGAGAACCAGGAGAACUCGGUUUUCUAUGGGAUCCCUUUUGACGGUCGAAGCGGAUUCAUUAGCCAGAAAACGUUCGAAGAGUGGGGUAAGAUCGGGUUGAGAUGGGCAGUGGAGCCAGGAGAACCAUUCACAAUGAUGAGCGCUGCCCUGGACGGCACGAUCGAGCUGAGCGAAGUCGCUGAUUACUACAACGCGAGACUUGCACUGGGGCUCUCUAACCCUGGUCCAGACAUGACUCCCGAGCUUCGUUCUCACUACCUUAAACUCCUCGAACUCUCUAAGUCGUCGAGAUUGCCUGGUGCUGACUCCUGGACUGGACCCCUGAAAGAGUUAUUGUUCAAAGCCGCAGUCACUGACUGCGACUUGCACACGGCGCAGAUUUUACAUCAAGAGCUGACAGAAUUACAUAAUGAUCCGCACUCAGACUGGCGAAUGGUCCCAGAAGAAGAGGCUUCCAAACUUUGGGAUAUAGGCCAGCUUGUGUUGGCCAAGUCAUCUGACGGCAAAGAAAGCGAAGCUUCAGAAACAGCAACGGAUGGUCCUCGCUUUGCGGAAGCCAAGGUAUACUUCUCACAAGCUGUGGAUGUCAUCAGACCACGUCAAGGUUACAAUGCCCGUCUUCUUGAGAAGAAGAUCUGUGAAAGUCUUUUUGAAAUCGAGCAGAAGAUUGGGUCUGAGCUAUCCUGGUACGUGCACAUGGCGAGGGUCGCCCAGAUGGAGCAUCUGCUCUGGCAAGAUGAUCUCAUUAUCCGCCCUUACAUGGAGGAGGGGGUUUUCCUGGCACACACUGUAGGAUGGUGGUCCCCACUAGGCACACGGAAGGUGAUUGAUGAUGCUCUGAGCAGCCUCAAUGGCUGGACGAGCAGUCAGUGCGGCCAACUCUUAGGUCAACUAGUCGCUGUGGAGGUAGCGGGGUGCCUGCUCAGCGAGACUGGUGAGCGAUGUGAAGAAGUGGCACACAUCCUCUAUCAAGAGGGCCAAGACAUCCUUCUCAAUCCGCACGGGAGGAUGCGCUUGGUUCAGCAAUUCCCGUUGAAGUAUCCACCCUUGACAAAAGAAGACGACAAUCUGGGUACUUUGACUUUCUGGCAGCCCACUGCGUCCUCUGUCGCUGACGAUCCCAAGGCAUCUGACGCAGAUACCCCUUCGCAGAGCACAGCCGACCACGCCUCCUGGAAGAUCAAUACAGAUGCUUUGGUCCAUCUCACUCGCAACUCCAAACCGGUAACUGACGAGCUUCAGGAGACCUAUCUGCAGCUCGUUGAGCUGAUGCCCCACUUGGACAUCAGCGUCGAGACAUCAGGCCAACCGCCACUUACGGAGGGCGAGGCCAGCGCUCCCGCGGUCGCUGGACAGUCCUGGGCGUCUGUCAAAGAUGGCUGA